Molecule: messenger RNA, 1418 nt
Organism: Carassius carassius (crucian carp)
Lineage: Eukaryota; Metazoa; Chordata; Actinopteri; Cypriniformes; Cyprinidae
Product: protein THEM6
Exons: 3
Coding region: 114-722 (202 amino acids)
Source: RefSeq, a predicted model, not a curated record
CCGCUCGUCUGGCGUCCUGCUGACGUAGUCACGUAGACACGUUAAACCAAUCGGAGCGCAGUUUUUCUCUGCGGAAGUGCGUGAAGCCGGUUUUUCGGGUGUCAAUCGCAAUCAUGCUGCUCUGGAUUCUGUCCGGCUCUCUGGUUCUGUUCAGCAGUUUUGACGUAUGGUACUUCCUGAGAGGCUCGUGGAUGGUGAUCAAAUCCUGGUUCCAGGUGCCGGUUCGAGAUGUUCUGGCCGAGCAGGUCGUUCACGGACGGGUUCUCCUCCACGACCUGGACUUUAUGUGCCACAUGAAUAACGCCCGCUAUCUGCGCGAGUGCGACUUCGCCCGGUACGCGCACUGCACCCGGAACGGGCUCUUCCUGGCCGCGCGCGCGCUCGACGCCACCAUGCUGGUGGGAGCCACGACCAUCCGCUACAGACGCUCGCUUGCGCUCGGCGAGGCGUUCGAGCUGCGCACGCGGAUCGUGGCGUGGGAUGAGAAGUCCUUCUACUUGGAGCAGAGGUUCGUAUCCAAGUCUGACGGGUUCGUGUCUGCUGUCAUGCUGUGCAGGCAGAAUGUUAUUCGCGGAAAUCCACAGAAGAUCUUGGAACACCUUUGCAAGAAAAAGGUGGAUUGCCCUGAGAUUUCAGAGGAUCUUCAGCACUGGAUCAGUUUCAUCUCUGCAAGCAGUCAGGCUCUGAGAGCAGAGAGUGGUCUGGACGACAAGACCAAAUGAUAAAUUCAAAGACUUUACCGUAAGCCUUCCUUCUGCAUGUAAGUUUCCCGUGAUGCUAACUUCUUAACUUAACUUCUCUCUAAAUGUUGGGUUUUCUGAUCCAGAACCUGCGGCUGUUGGCAGCUUCAGUGUUUACUCCACUACACCAGCCCUUCAUGUAUUUAUUUAAAAGUAUUACAACAUCAUUAUUGUACUUAAAAAAUCCAUUCCAGAAGCUGCAAGAAAUAUGACUGACAAACCACUGAGCAUGAAUCUCUGUUGAGAAACAGAGUGCAUGAACGAAUGUUGAAAACUUGACUCCACUGACUUGAACGCUAGAGGCUUUUGAACGCUCCUAUGACCAAAUAUGCACAUGAACGUAACAAAAAUCACGUCGAAGGGAUUUGCACUGAGUAUAUUAAUAUAAUAAAUGGUAGAUGAGUUCUGAGCAGUGAAUUCAAACAAGUGUGUUGUUUUAUCAUAUCAAAACUGGAUUUGUUGUGCUGGUCAGAAAUUUUAAUGUAGUUAUUAUUCCACUUUAAAACUGAAAUGGUUUUAUUAUUGUUAUUUAUGAAAAGGGAACAUGUAUUUAUUAAAGUAGAUUUUUCUGACAUUUGCAUAAUUUCUUUGAAAAGAGUCUGUAUGUAAAAUAAUUUAAGCACCUGUGAUGAAACAUGAAGAGUUGCGUUAUAAAAUAAAAUACUUCAUUAUAAAUAA